AUGCGCUUCAACGACAACCGUUUGACCAGAGCUGUGAGCGACUGGGUUCCCCGCGAUAUUAAGCGCACUACAGGAAGACCGCCGACCCGAUGGUCAGACUUCUUCACAAAAUCCUUCAAAGAAAAUUAUGAUAGUCUUCGUGUCGCACGCGAAAGGAGGAACCACUGGGCUACUCUGGCACGCGAUCAGGACAAAUGGAAGAAUUACUGGCGCCCGCUCGACCAGUUCGAAGAUCAUCGGGAGUCAAGGUGA
Messenger RNA from Necator americanus (New World hookworm), 252 nucleotides. RefSeq lists its product as uncharacterized. The coding region runs from base 1 to 252 and encodes 83 amino acids. The record is from RefSeq and is a predicted model, not a curated record. The transcript has a single exon. NCBI's taxonomy places the organism in Eukaryota, Metazoa, Nematoda, Chromadorea, Rhabditida, Ancylostomatidae.